AUGGUAGGCAAGAACGAAAAGUCGGGUAUUACGCGUAUUGGUGGCAGAUAUAGGAUGACUCCUGGUGUCCAAGUAGGUUCAGUAAUUAAGUGUGCCGAUAAUGGUGGCGCGAAUGUCCUUAAAAUCAUUGCAGUAAAAGGUCCUAGAACGACUUUAAGUAGGUUGCCUUUUGCUUCACCUGGAGAUAUUCUGAUUACGUCAGUUAAGAAGGGUAAGCCAGAUAUGCGUAAGAAGGUUGUUCCAGCUGUGUUAAUUAGACAGAGGAAGUCUUGGCGGCGUAAAGAGGGUCUUUUCAUUUCAUUUGAAGAUAAUGCAGCAGUGGUUAUUACUCCUAAAGGUGAGCCAAAAGGAACGGCAGUUUCUGGGCCAGUAGCUAAGGAAUGUGCUGAUCAUUGGUCAAAGAUUGCAGCUAUGGCUUCUUGUGUUAAGUAA
Molecule: messenger RNA, 432 nt
Organism: Nematocida homosporus
Lineage: Eukaryota; Fungi; Microsporidia
Product: large subunit ribosomal protein L23e
Exons: 1
Coding region: 1-432 (143 amino acids)
Biological process (GO): translation
Cellular component (GO): ribosome; cytosolic large ribosomal subunit
Molecular function (GO): structural constituent of ribosome; large ribosomal subunit rRNA binding
Source: RefSeq, a predicted model, not a curated record